Gaeumannomyces tritici R3-111a-1 is the source of this 3561-nucleotide messenger RNA. RefSeq lists its product as hypothetical. Gene Ontology annotation, cellular component: cytoplasm. Gene Ontology annotation, molecular function: calcium-dependent cysteine-type endopeptidase activity. The transcript is spliced from 4 exons. Gene Ontology annotation, biological process: proteolysis. NCBI's taxonomy places the organism in Eukaryota, Fungi, Ascomycota, Sordariomycetes, Magnaporthales, Magnaporthaceae. The coding region runs from base 1 to 3561 and encodes 1186 amino acids. The record is from RefSeq and is a predicted model, not a curated record.
AUGUUUGCGCCCAGGGGCAGGGGCUACGAGUCCGAGUCGGAGGACGAGGGGCGGAGAAAGGUGCUGGCUAGCAGAUCCAAGCUCGAAGGGAGGCUCGAGGGGAAGCCCUCGCUGCAAGCGGGCGGGGCGGACGACAAGAAGAAAAAGAAGAUCAAGCUGCCGCCGCAGGAGAGCAUCGAGCAGAUUUGGGAGCGCUUCUCCAAGGAGCAAUUCACCAAGGCUCUCAAGAUCCUGCCGUUCGACCCCGUCCCGGCCUCGACCGCCUCCGUCCGGGCCAACGAGCUCCUCACGGCCGGCUACGAACGGGCCGCAGAGGAGUGCAGACGCAGGGUCCGCAAGAUCAUCCAGGAGUGCAAGCGGGUCAACAAGCGAUAUCGGGAUCCGGGGUUUGAUCUGGAUUGGGAUCUAAAAUGGCGAAAGGGGAAUACGCUUAACUACCUGGGGAAGACCAAGUUUGAGCUUAGCACGCAGACGGCGCGAGACCCCAACUCCAGCGUCCCCAAGGCCGUGAAGCGGAUCCAUGAGAUCUUUGAUAAGCCAACUUUUAUGAAGGAGAUCCAUGGGUCAGAUGUCAAGCAGGGCGGUCUGGGCGACUGCUGGCUGAUUGCCAGUCUCAGUGGUUUGGCAAAUAUCGAAGGUGUUGUUCGCCGUUCAUGCGUCGAGUACAAUACCAAGAUUGGGAUUUAUGGCUUCGUUUUUUACCGAGAUGGCGAAUGGAUAUACUCCAUCAUCGACGACAAGCUUUUCCUCAAGUCUCCCUGCUGGGACGACCGCAGCAUGCAGCGCGACCUUCUCCAACAGAUUGACAAGGACGAAGCAGAAAUCACGUACCGCAAGACGUACCAGACUGGCUCCAAGGCUCUGUUCUUCGGCCAGAAUGUGAAUCAAAACGAAACGUGGGUGCCGCUUAUGGAGAAGGCCUACGCCAAGGCCCACGGUGACUACGCUUCGUUGAUCGGCGGCUGGAUUGGCGAGGGCCUCGAGGACCUAACUGGCGGUGUCACAACCGACCUGCUGGCGUCGGAUAUUCUCGACACGGACGAGUUCUGGGACAACGAACUCGACAAAGUCAACCAGGAGUUUUUGUUCGGCCUCUCCACUGGCCUGCUCGACGGUGGCCACGGUAACAGGGACGGCAUCCAGGAACGUCACGCCUACAACGUCGUCGAGACGAAAACGCUUACGAAUGGCACCCGGCUUCUGAAGUUGAGAAACCCAUGGGGAUCGAAGAGACGAGGUAUCUGGGAGGGCGCUUACUCGGACGGGUCUAAGGAGUGGAACGAGCAAGAAGUGCAGCAGGAGCUCAAGCACUCUUUCGGGAGCGACUCGGUCUUCUGGAUCACGUACGAGGACAUGCUGCGCAAGUUCCAGCACAUCGACCGCACCCGGCUCUUCCGCGAGGACGGCUGGCGCUCCUCCCAGCGCUGGAUCGGGGUCGACGUGCCCUGGCGGGCGCAGUGGCACGAGAAGUUCCACGUGCGCCUGACGCGGGACUCACCCCUGGUCCUGGUGCUCUCGCAGCUCGACGACCGCUACUUCAAAGGGCUCGAGGGCCAGUACAGCUUCGAGUUGAGCUUCCGCGUGCACGAGCAGGGCAAGCCGGACCCGGAGGACUACGUCGUGCGGUCGCACGCAAACUACCUCAUGGAGCGCUCCGUCGGCGUCGAGAUCCCCGACAUGGCCGCGGGCAACUACUCCAUCUGGAUCUCGGUGCGGGCGGACCGCAACUGGGCCACGCGCGAGAGCGUCGAGGCCGUCGUCAAGCGCGAGUGCCGCAACAAGGACGAGAACGAGAAGCUGGCCCAGGUCGGGCGAGCCUACGACCUGGCUCACGCCAAGGCGGCCCAGCACCUAAACGAGGUGGCGCGCCGCCGCCGCGCCGCCGACCACUCCAAGGCCUCGGGUGAGCGCAAGGACGAGCGCCGCACCAACUGGGAGCGCCGCCGCAUCAACAGGGAGAUCCAGCAGGCGCAGAACGCCAAGAAUCUGCGCAAGCGCGAGAGGCGCAAGGCGGAGCGCAAGGCCGCCGCCGAAAAGACCGCCGCCGAAAAGACCGCCGCCGAGGAAGCUGUAAAGAAGGCCGCCGAGGAAGCCGCUGCUGCCGAGAAAAAGACUGUCGACAAGGCUCUUGCCGCUGCGAAGAAAGACGCUGAGGGUGAGGGGGCAGAGGCCGCUUCGACAACUGCUGCCUCGACAACUGUUGCUUCUAGCACCGCUGGGAAAACCAGUGACGAGAAAGCACCGGAGCAGGUUGCUGGGGAGUCCUCAGAAGGUCAAGAUAAAGUGGAGCCCAACGACAAGGAUGAGAGCUCCACAUCGGUUCAAGAGAACAAGGAGGAGCCCUCCACUGACAGCUCCAGCGACCUGACCAAGGAACCUGCCAAGACAGAGCCGAAGCCGGAUACCGCAGCCCAAACACUAGCCGUCAAGCCCGACCAGCCAACCGGCGAUGACGGGGAGUCCGUGCCGUCUAACAAGGAGGGCAAUUCUGAGCGCAGCAGCGCGUCGCAAGGGAAGCCCACUCACAUCGACGUACCUCCCCAUGCCGACCCGACCCAAACCAGCAAGUCCACCAGCGAGGGCGGAGAUGGCAGCCCUGCCUUGUCCGCCGCCAGCACUCCCCAAGAUACCCCGCUCGACACACCGCAGUGCGAAAAGGCCAGCGCGGAGCAGGCUGGGGACAAGGAGAAGGACGACAAGGUCCCCGUGCCGCCCGUCGAGGGCGGCCCUCCCCCGCCGGCCCUGCCCGUAAUCUGCCAGUACCACAAGGACCAAGAGGAGGCGGCGCAACGGCGCAUCCAGGCCGCCGAGGAGGAGGCGCAGCAGCGCCAGCUCCAGGCACAGCAGCAGCAGCAGCAGCAGGCCGAGCCGGCGCCGCAGCCGGAGCCGAGCUACUCGGAGGACGACUCGUCCGACAGCCCCGUCUCGGACUGGGAGCAGCUGUUUGACUCGGAGGACGACGACCAGGCCAAGGAGCCGCUGCGGCUAAAGGCGGCGGCCCGGGCGGCGGCCACGGCGGCCAACGGCGGCGUCGACGUCGGCAAGGACCACGACGAGACCGAAGACGACGGCGAGUCGCGCCCGGAGCCGUGGGGCGCCGUGUGCGUCGUCGGGUUCCGCAUCUACAGCCGCGACGAGGCGCUCGAGCUGCGCGUCGUCAUGGAGGGCGAGGCGCUCGAGGAGGGCGGCAUGGGCGAGAAAGGUGCGGCCGACCUCGAUAACGCGCAGGCCAACGCCGGCGGCGAGAGGGCCAAGAAGGACGAGGAGGAGAAGCCCAAGGAAGAGGAGAAGACCAAGAAGAAUGCCGACGCCGCACAGCCGCGAGACGGCCACGACGACGACGACGACGACGACGACGCGGGCUACGAGGCCGACAAGGACGACGGGAAGUCGAGGCGCGAGGCCGACAGCAACACCGACGGCUUCGCGCCUUACCAGACCAUCGUCAGCAAGGGCGGCGACGAGUUCGAGAAGGCGUCAGCCCCCGUUGUCGUCGUCGCGGACGACCAAGAGGAGAAGGCUGAGGACCCGGAGGGGGAGAAGGCCGGCGACGGCGCCUAG